Papaver somniferum (opium poppy) is the source of this 1505-nucleotide messenger RNA. RefSeq names its product U-box domain-containing protein 11-like. Lineage: Eukaryota; Viridiplantae; Streptophyta; Magnoliopsida; Ranunculales; Papaveraceae. The record is from RefSeq and is a predicted model, not a curated record. The coding region runs from base 351 to 1274 and encodes 307 amino acids. The transcript has a single exon. Gene Ontology annotation, molecular function: protein binding. Gene Ontology annotation, cellular component: nucleus; cytoplasm.
GACAACGAUACAAACAAUCUAUGUAUUAAAGGGGUAAACUCUAUAAGUAUAAUCCCUCUUUUGGAAAACUUCUAUCCGGUUUGCAACAAAUCUAUAACUAUUGGGAUGAAAAUGCAGCUUCUCCUCUUUUGGAAAGUAUGUGUAAUAUGGCUGAUUCUAGACUUGUAUGCGACAGGGUGAGCCCUGUUUUAUCUAUUAAAAAAAGUAGAGAUACAAUAAACAUUACAUAAACAUUCAACUCUAGAAACCAGAUAACAGAGACAAACAAAACCCUAGCGUCUUUAAAUACUUCUUCUUUCAAGCCCGUAUUUUCUUUUCUCUCAGUCGUCUUUUUCUUUUUGUUUUCGGCGAUGAUGGAAGUGAAAACUCGAACAGUUCGAUCACUUGUCAACAAAUUAAGUUCCGUUUCAGAAAAAUCCCAGAUCGAAUCAAUCUGUGAACUUCGAUUAAUGUCUAAACACGAUCCAGAAAGUCGUUCAUUAAUAGCAGAAUCAGGUGCUUUACCAAUCCUAACAGAAACCUUAUUUUCAUCAUCAGAAAUUGCACAGGAAAAUGCAGUUGCAACUCUUUUAAACAUCUCAAUUUCAAAUAGAGAUAUUCUAAUGUCUACGCGAGGUCUUCUGGAUGCUCUUUCUCAUCUUCUUCGUCUUCCUUCUGCUACUGCAUCAUCUAUUCAAACAGCAUCUGCAACUCUUUAUAGUCUUUUAGUUGUUGAUCAAUACCGUCCGAUUAUCGGUGCUAAACGUGAUAUUGUUUUUGCUCUAAUUGAUAUUAUUAAGAAUCCUAAUUCUCCUCCUAGAUCAAUCAAAGAUGCGUUAAAAGCUUUGUUCGGGAUCUCUCUUUACCCAUUGAAUCGUUCUACUAUGAUUGAUCUUGGUGUCAUACCUGCUCUGUUUGCGUUGAUUGUCAAAGAUGGUAGAAUUGGUAUUGUUGAAGACGCGACAGCUGUGAUUGCUCAAGUUGCUGGUUGCUAUGAAAGUGGUGAUGAAUUCAAAAGGGUAUCUGGAAUUGGGGUUUUAAUGGAUUUAUUAGAUUUCUCCACCGGUUGUAGUUCUAGAACUAGAGAGAAUUCUAUAUCUGCUUUACUGAAUUUGAUUCAAAGUUGUGAUGAGGUUAUGACUCUUGAGAUUAAAAAAGUUUGUUCUUCAGCUGCUUUAGAUGGAGUUACUGAUAUUGUUGAAAAUGGAAGUUCGAAAGCUAAAAGUAAAGCUUCUUCAUUGUUAACGAUUUUGGAUAAAGGAGGAUAUCAAGAUCUAUAUGAGAUACAGGAAUGAAGCUCUUACCGGUUUGAUUUCCUUUUUUUUUUACUGAAAUCAUUCUUAUUAAUUUUUCAUUUGUUGUAUAAUAUUUUCAUCAAAAUUAAGCAUGUAUACAUAUAAUCAGGCUCUGUGUUAAUUUUUUUUUCUUCUGAAACAUAUUACAGAACAUCCUAAUAAAUCUAUCUAUGAAUUUGCUUGUUCUUGUGUGAGGGGAUUUGGGAAUUUUAGUAACAUUUGUACUUCAAU